This is a messenger RNA of Saimiri boliviensis boliviensis (Bolivian squirrel monkey), 1917 nucleotides long. The record is from RefSeq and is a predicted model, not a curated record. Lineage: Eukaryota; Metazoa; Chordata; Mammalia; Primates; Cebidae.
CCUGCCUGCCUGGGUUGCGGAAGUGAUAGCCGCCGACCGAGCCUGCUGCUUUCUUGCUACUGCUCCGGCUUCCCGGCUACCCCGCGGACGCUGAGGGCGGCCCGGCUGUGGAUGGUCAGAUAGCCCCUGUCUCCCGUCGCCCAUCUCUGGCCCCUAGCAGCACGGAGCAGACGGCGGCAGCAGCAGCAGCAGCAGGCGAGGAGGAAGAUGGCGGGACGGCUGCCGGCCUGUGUAGUGGACUGUGGCACGGGGUAUACAAAACUAGGAUAUGCUGGAAAUACAGAACCACAGUUUAUCAUCCCUUCCUGUAUUGCUAUUAAGGAGUCGGCAAAAGUGGGUGAUCAAGCUCAAAGGAGGGUGAUGAAAGGUGUUGAUGACCUAGACUUCUUCACUGGUGAUGAAGGAAUGGAAAAACCUACAUAUGCAACAAAGUGGCCAAUCCGCCAUGGUAUAGUUGAAGAUUAGGACUUGAUGGAAAGGUUUAUGGAGCAAGUGAUCUUUAAAUAUUUAAGGUCAGAACCUGAAGACCAUUAUUUUCUUUUGACUGAACCUCCAUUGAAUACUCCAGAAAACAGGGAAUAUACUGCUGAAAUAACGUUUGAAUCUUUCAAUGUUCCAGGCUUGUACAUUGCUGUGCAGGCUGUUCUUGCCUUAGCUGCAUCUUGGACCUCAAGACAAGUAGGAGAACGGACAUUGACUGGUACGGUAAUAGACAGUGGAGAUGGUGUCACUCAUGUCAUUCCUGUGGCUGAAGGGUAUGUGAUUGGCAGCUGUAUUAAACACAUUCCAAUCGCAGGACGAGAUAGAACAUAUUUUAUUCAGCAACUGCUGAGAGACCGAGAAGUAGGAAUCCCUCUAGAACAAUCUUUGGAAACUGCUAAGGCAGUAAAGGAGCGCUAUAGUUAUGUCUGCCCAGAUUUAGUAAAAGAAUUUAACAAGUAUGAUACAGAUAGGUCAAAAUGGAUUAAACAGUAUACUGGAAUCAAUGCUAUCUCAAAGAAAGAAUUUUCCAUUGAUGUUGGUUAUGAGAGAUUUUUGGGACCAGAAAUCUUUUUUCAUCCAGAGUUUGCUAAUCCAGACUUUACACAACCUAUCUCAGAAGUUGUACAUGAAGUAAUUGAUGUCAGACGUCCUCUCUACAAGAAUAUUGUCCUCUCUGGAGGUUCAACCAUGUUCAGGGACUUUGGACGUCGCCUGCAAAGAGAUUUGAAAAGAACUGUAGAUGCCCGGCUGAAAUUAAGUGAGGAAUUGAGUGGCGGUAGAUUGAAGCCAAAACCUAUUGAUGUACAAGUCAUUACACACCACAUGCAGCAAUAUGCAGUUUGGUUUGGAGGAUCAAUGCGGGCUUCCAUGCCAGAGUUCUACCAAGUAUGCCACACCAAAAAGGAUUAUGAAGAAAUUGGACCUAGCAUUUGUCGUCACAAUCCAGUGUUUGGAGUCAUGUCGUAAAAUUGACUUCAUAGUUAUUGGGGUUAGGGAGGUGGGGAAGAGAUAAUCUUUCUGAUUACCUGUUUUGUCUGGAUGGUUGGUUUUGAGGUUUUAAACCUGACUUGAAAUAGUAAGACCAAACAUGAUUAUACAGGAAUAUUUUAAUAAGUGUAUCAACAUGCAGAUGUAGAAGAGAGCGAAAGUGAUUGUGUUUUUCUUUAGAUUGAAUAUUUGAAUCUUAUAUGUAACAAAAAGAAGUGGGUUUUAGUUCUUUCUGUGCCCUGAUAUUUUGUAUAUUAAUGAAUUAUCCAAGAUUUGAUGGGAUUUAUCUGUGUGUAGAUAGCUCUAUAAUGCUUGAAUUGUACACUUCUAAGUGUGCAAUGCAAGAGCUUGUUUAUAUUUCAUACUUUUUAUACUUUGAGGAAAAACCGUCAAAGAAAAAUUGUAUUUGAGGGAAAAAACCAUGACCAAGUAAAGGAUAAAUUUAAA